Fusarium oxysporum Fo47 is the source of this 1731-nucleotide messenger RNA. RefSeq names its product amino acid permease-domain-containing protein. Gene Ontology annotation, molecular function: amino acid transmembrane transporter activity. Gene Ontology annotation, cellular component: membrane. The record is from RefSeq and is a predicted model, not a curated record. The coding region runs from base 1 to 1731 and encodes 576 amino acids. The transcript has 2 exons. Lineage: Eukaryota; Fungi; Ascomycota; Sordariomycetes; Hypocreales; Nectriaceae. Gene Ontology annotation, biological process: amino acid transmembrane transport.
AUGACUGCCUCGCUUGAGAAAGCAGAUGGUGACGAGAACAUCUCGACCACUGUCGCUGAUCAUGCUGUCGUCACUAUACAACAAACUCGUAGAGGUCUAUCACCUCGCCAUGUCCAGCUCAUGACCAUUGCCGGCGGUAUUGGUGUUGGUCUCUUCGUCGGCGUCGGCGGCGUCUUGUCCAAAGCUGGUCCAUUGCCUCUUAUCAUCGGAUACCUAAUCUACGGUCUCGGCUUCAUUUGGCCUACUAUGCUGAAUGUUGCCGAGAUGGUAGCAUGGCUUCCGAUCCGAGGCUCGAUUUACGAACUAGCCUCCCGGUUUGUCGAUCCAGCUCUUGGAUUUGCAAUGGGAUGGACAUACUUCUAUGCGGGAGCCAUGUUGGUCUGUACCGAAUACUCAGCCGUCGCAACUGUUAUGCAGUACUGGAAUACCGACAUUAACCCGGCCGUCUGGAUUGCCAUAGCGUUGUCUGUAUGCUACUUCAUGAAUAUGGUUGCUGUUAGAUGGUAUGGCGAAGCCGAGUUUAUCAUGGGCUCCACCAAGAUCCUCUUGAUUCUCGGACUUAUCAUGGCGACCUUUAUCACCAUGGUCGGUGGAAAUCCUCACCACGAUGCCUAUGGUUUCCGAAACUGGAAGAAUGGAGAUAUGGCCCAUGAAUACUACGCAGACGGCGCCACCGGAAUCUUUCUUAGCAUCUGCAUCUGUGUGCGAUAUGCCGUCUUCACCAUCGGCGGCCCAGAUAUCAUCUCCCUCUCAGCUGGCGAGAUCCGCAACCCACGAAAGACGAUUCCCAAGGUUGCUAAGUUGAUCGUCGGUCGAAUUCUGUUCUUUUACGUUGUCGGCAUUCUUGCUGUUGGAAUUAUCUGCAACUCGCGUGACCCUCGCCUUCUGGGAGCCAUCGAGACCGGCGAGGCUGGCGCAGCGGCAUCUCCCUGGGUAUUGGGUCUUCUCCGUCUCGACAUCAGAGGGUUUCUUCCUGGACUUAUCAACUUCCUCAUCUUGCUGUCUGGAUGGUCUUGCGGAAACGCUUAUUUGUACUCGUCUAGCCGAACUCUAUACUCGCUCGCUCAAGACGGACAAGCACCCAAGAUCUUCUUGAGAUGCACCAAAUCUGGUGUGCCAUGGGUAUGUGUCACAGCAGUGACUGCGAUAUCUCUUCUGUCAUUCUUGGUAGCCUCCAACAGUGCGAGUGAGGUCUUCUCCUGGUUCUUGGACCUCACCACUGUCGCACUGGUUGUAAACUUCACGGCUAUGACAUGGGUAUUCAUCGGAUGGCGUCGAGCCCUCAACGCUCAAGGCAUCACUCGCCAAGGCGAAAACAACUUCAAGAAGUCACUCUUCAAGAGGAGCUCGGAUAAGCAACCUGCCCCAGGAAUCAUGUUCCCCUUCACCGCCCCGUGUGCAUCAUGGACGCCGUACCUCUGUCUCUUCAUUGGAGGCUCAACAUCCAUCUUUAUCGGAUUCGACAUCUUCCAGCCCUGGUCCUUGAAGGGCUUUAUCACAAGUUAUUUUGGUCUUGCUUGGUUCUUCUUUAUGUUUAUCUUCUGGAAGAUCUUUAAGCGAACCAAGUUUGUGACUCCUGCCACUGUCGAUAUCUUUGCUGAUGGCAAGAAACAGGCCGUGGAUGAGGAGUGUCGCUUCUGGGAGGAGGGAUUUGGCGAUGAAGCUGAAAGGGAUGCGUUGGCCAAGAAACAUGUUGUUGUCAGAACUUGGGCUCGGUUCUGGGGUGGCUAA